Molecule: messenger RNA, 1473 nt
Organism: Ylistrum balloti
Lineage: Eukaryota; Metazoa; Mollusca; Bivalvia; Pectinida; Pectinidae
Product: protocadherin Fat 3-like
Exons: 10
Coding region: 1-1473 (490 amino acids)
Biological process (GO): homophilic cell-cell adhesion
Cellular component (GO): membrane
Molecular function (GO): calcium ion binding
Source: RefSeq, a predicted model, not a curated record
AUGGCUGGAAAUGAUUUUCAUUCCUAUCAAGUCUUAGACCCAAGUUCUCGUUUCCUGAUGAAUGCCACAACGGGAGCGAUAACUGUUGAGUCAAAACUGACCAAGACGAUAUAUUCCGCUCUACUUAAGGCAACCCAGAUCGACAACCCUCUUCGAUAUGGCAUAGCUCUUAUAGGAAUAAACGUGGAGGGGCUGAAUCUGACCUUACCUAACGGUCCUUCGUUUCGUCAAAGUUUGUACGAAACUACCAUCGCAGAAAGCCAACCUCCAGGAACUACUAUCAUGACGGUCCCAGUCACAGUAAAGAACCCUGCUGGUGCUUUGCGCUUCAAUAUAUUGGAAAGUAUAGCAGAAUUCGCCGUAGACCAGAGAGGAAACAUCUUCUUAACUAGAUCGCUGGACUAUGAUGAACUAGACAAAGAAUAUCGAUUCACUCUUGAAGUUUCGGAUGGGAAACAUAUUGCUACUACACCCAUACAUAUUCGAAUACAGAACGUCAAUGAUAACUCACCACAGUUAGAUAAUUCAGAAUUCACAGUUUUCUCGGAACGGGUUCAGGGCGCAAUCAUCACGACCAUUGAGGCUCAAGACAAGGAUCCAAACACGAGAUUGCAGUAUCAACUGAGGACGCACACAUCGUUAUUCACCAUCAACUCAGUAGGAGACAUCAGCAUCACAGCAUCACCAAAUGAACUAAUAAAAGAGAGUUACCUAUUGGUGGUCAGAGUAGCUGACGACGGUGUCCCACAACGGUCAACAGUUGCCUUAGUAACGGUGAAGUUCCCGCGUCGCAUGCUUAUGUCACAUAACCUGUUAGCGAUAGGAGGCACUGAUCUACUGGCUGUUAUAUUUGGUGCCGUUUCUGCAGUGCUCUUAAUAAUCGUAGUCAUUUUGUUUGGCUACAUCAUUCGAUGGAAAAUGGCCUUCACAAAUGAAAAACUGACGAAAGUGAAAAAAGAAAACGGAUUGGAUCCCAAAGGACUGACAUUUAAGUCUGGUAAACCCAUCUCAGAUCCAAAUAUCAACGAUGUAAAAGUGAAUGGCGACAUUAAAAAGAUACCAAAUACGGAUAUACCAGCGAACAUUCGAGAAAAUCCUUUAUCGGACGAUAAGAUGCAUUACGGUUUUUCUGACAUUUCCAAAGAAGGAAAUGAUGAGAUACAUAUAAACACGUCUGUUAUUCCUUACGGAAAUUCAUUCAAUAAUUACGAGGAGCGGCGAGCCUUUCAGAAUGACGUAUUAAAAACAUUUCACGUGCCUGAGGGCAGCAGUAGUGGGGAAAGCAGUGACAGCACAGGUGAUAGUCAUAGGGUCCUUAUGAAGGUUCGUCCCUCUAAGUCUACAUCUCUUUGUCGAGCUAACAACCUCACAUGGGGCGAUAUUGACAGAGCCAGUUCCUAUGAUUGGGAGGAAAAUCUACCACAGGAUAUGAGAAAAUCGAAUAAAAAACCUAAAAUCGCAGUUUAUUUUUGA